Messenger RNA from Aspergillus costaricaensis CBS 115574, 592 nucleotides. RefSeq names its product phytanoyl-CoA dioxygenase family protein. Lineage: Eukaryota; Fungi; Ascomycota; Eurotiomycetes; Eurotiales; Aspergillaceae. The transcript has a single exon. The annotation marks the transcript as partial. The record is from RefSeq and is a predicted model, not a curated record.
AUGCCCGGCCUAACCCCCGACCAACUCUCCACCUUCAACACCACCGGCUACCUCAUAAUCCCAGACUACCUCACCCCCGCCGAAAUCUCCGCCUGCCUAACCGAAACCAACCACCUCCUGACAACCUUCCCACUAGACACCCACCCCCUCACCCAAUUCACCACCGGCGACACCUCACCCACAGACAAACACGUCGGCGACACCUACUUCCUCGAAAGCGGAGACAAAGUCCGCUUCUUCUUCGAACCCUCCGCCAUCAACCCAGCCACCUCGACCCUGCUCAAGCCGAAACACCUAGCCGUGAACAAAAUCGGCCAUAGUCUGCACACGCUCUCCGAACCCUUCAAAUCCAUUACGCUUUCCCAACGCAACGCAGAUAUCGCCCGAUCCCUGGGAUUCAAAGACCCAAGGGUGCUGCAAAGCAUGGUGAUUUGCAAGCAGCCCGGGAUUGGAGGGGCGGUGCCCCCGCACCGUGAUAGCGAGUUUCUGUACACGGAUCCGCCGAGUGCGGUUGGGUGGUGGAUUGCGUUGCAGGAUGCGGGGAAGGGGAAUGCGAGUUUGGGGAUGGUGAGGGGGAGUCAUCGGCGGGGGG